AUGUCGUCUUUUGGUCGUUUCUUCACCGUUACCACGUAUGGGGAAUCGCACUGCAAGUCUGUGGGGUGCAUUGUGGAUGGUGUUCCUCCAGGAAUGAGUCUUACAGAGGAAGACAUCCAGCCUCAGCUGAGCAGGAGAAGACCAGGCCAAUCGAAACUAUCAACGCCUAGAAACGAAAAGGACAAGGUCAUGAUCCAGUCCGGUACUGAAUUUGGAAAAACGCUCGGAACCCCUAUUGGAAUGUAUGUGUUGAACGAGGAUCAAAGACCCCACGACUACAACGAGAUGGAUUUGUACCCAAGACCAUCGCACGCGGAUUUCACAUACUUGGAAAAAUAUGGAGUGAAGUCGUCUUCCGGUGGUGGUCGCUCCUCUGCUAGAGAAACCAUUGGCCGUGUUGCUGCCGGUGCCAUUGCUGAGAAAUUUUUGAAACAGGUUUCGAACGUCGAAAUUGUUGCAUUCGUGACUCAGAUCGGCUCCAUCAAGAUGAAUCGCGACCCAUUGAAUGCCAAAUUCCAGCACGUUUUGAACACCAUCACCAGGGAGAAAGUCGAUAGCAUGGGUCCUGUAAGGUGUCCUGACACUUCUGUCGCUGAAGACAUGGUGCACGAAAUCGAAAAAUAUAGAGGCAAUAAAGACUCCAUCGGCGGUGUGGUCACCUGUGUCAUAAGAAACGUUCCAGUGGGACUAGGGGAACCUUGUUUCGACAAGUUGGAGGCCUUGCUCGCCCAUGCCAUGCUCUCCAUUCCAGCCUCAAAGGGUUUCGAGAUUGGUUCUGGUUUCGAGGGUGUGCAGCUGCCCGGCUCCCAGCACAACGACCCUUUCUACUUUGACGAGGAAUCCAAGAGGCUACGUACCAAGACCAACAACUCCGGUGGUACUCAAGGUGGUAUUUCCAACGGUGAACACAUCUACUUCUCCGUACCUUUCAAGUCCGCCGCUACAAUUUCCCAAGAACAAAAUACUGCCACCUACGACGGUGAGCACGGUGUUCUGGCCGCCAAGGGUAGACACGAUCCUUCCGUUACACCCAGAGCCGUCCCCAUCGUCGAGGCUAUGGCUGCUCUUGUGCUCGCAGAUGCUGUGUUGGUCCAGAAGGCACGUGAGUUCGGCAAGAACAUUGUGAGUUGA
Molecule: messenger RNA, 1131 nt
Organism: Lachancea lanzarotensis
Lineage: Eukaryota; Fungi; Ascomycota; Saccharomycetes; Saccharomycetales; Saccharomycetaceae
Gene: ARO2
Product: LALA0S03e03598g1_1
Exons: 1
Coding region: 1-1131 (376 amino acids)
Biological process (GO): aromatic amino acid biosynthetic process; chorismate biosynthetic process
Cellular component (GO): cytosol
Molecular function (GO): FMN binding; chorismate synthase activity
Source: RefSeq, a predicted model, not a curated record